Molecule: messenger RNA, 855 nt
Organism: Aaosphaeria arxii CBS 175.79
Lineage: Eukaryota; Fungi; Ascomycota; Dothideomycetes; Pleosporales
Exons: 1
Coding region: 1-855 (284 amino acids)
Molecular function (GO): protein binding
Source: RefSeq, a predicted model, not a curated record
AUGUCUGCCUUGGAGAGCCUUCCGCCUAAGCUUCUGCUUGAGAUAAUCAAGCAUUUGCCGCCCAGAGCAAUAAUCAACUUAGGUCUCGCAUACAAAGACCUCAAAAAGUUUUUCCAGCAUGAAGAAGUACUUCAAAGCCUCUUCAAGAAAUAUUCGAAACACCUUGACAGCAACAUGGAAGACUAUGUCGCACUGCUGGAAUUUCUGAAACGAGAUCACCCUCACGAGAAGAAAAUAUGUCACCUCUGUCUUCAAUUGCACGAUCUUCCCACAAGGACUGGAGACAGCCAACAACAAGUUGACGAAGGCGCACCUCGAACUCGAACCCUGCAGAGAGCCUCACUCUACCCCUUUCUUUCUUCCCACGGCUCUGUCAUAGAGUCGUCUAACUGGGACAAUGCACCAAAAGACGCAAAACAUUGUCGCAAAUUUGAAUACCAGCUUCCGGAGAUCAACGUCAAAUUCUUAUCAUACCUCACGGCUACGUACCGCUGGGAGGGCGUAGCAUACCAACACGAACCGUCGGACAGUUCCUCCAUAAAGCUACCUUACGAACAUCGAAUUAAACUCGAUCUUCAAUUUUCGCAUCGCCUGAUGAGGGAACAUCCGGAGUUCCCACGCGUGAAGAUGGCAUUGGAGGAGGCAGAUCUGCAUUGUUGCAAGGAUUGUAGCCCUGAGGAAUUGUUUCAAAAGAUCGCUAACGCGUGGAAUACGUAUUUCAAUGAGAGGCAUCGUCGCGUUGAAUUCUGCCUUGAAUCAUGUGGCUGCAACGGGAUUUUCACGGUUGCUGUGGUCGAGGUAAUAAUAAGAAGUGUAGUCAUUACCAUGUCGAGAACGUGGGAGAGUGACGAGUAA